Oryza sativa Japonica Group (Japanese rice) is the source of this 1495-nucleotide messenger RNA. RefSeq lists its product as uncharacterized. NCBI's taxonomy places the organism in Eukaryota, Viridiplantae, Streptophyta, Magnoliopsida, Poales, Poaceae. The record is from RefSeq and is a predicted model, not a curated record. Gene Ontology annotation, molecular function: phosphoglycerate dehydrogenase activity; NAD binding.
CGUGGCCCCCCGUUGCUGCGUGCGAAUAUCGAAAAACCCCCCCGAGAGUAUCUGGCCAAACAUAAACAGCUGGAACGCUGGCGUACUACCAGGCGGCAGCGGUGACGCCACCCGCGCCCGCGCCCAACCAACCCACUCGGUCUCGGUCUAACUCCACCACUAUGGCCGCCGCUGCCAGACUCGUCUCCACCACUCUCGCGCGCUCCUCCUCCUCCCUCGCCGCCGCCGCGCGCCGCCCCGACCUUCUCGCCUCCUCGCCGCGUGGUUUUUCAAGCAUGGCAGAUUCAAUUCAAAGGAGCGGCUCUGGCGAUAUUACGCGGGUUUUAUUCUGUGGACCUUAUUGGCCUGCUUCUACCAGCUUCACCAAGGAGUAUUUGCAGAGCUAUCCAUUUAUUCAGGUUGAUGAAGUAGGUCUAGAGGAGGUACCUGAUGUUAUUCAAAAUUACCACUUAUGUGUAGUGAAAAAUCGACGUCUAGACUCAGAUACCAUUGCCAAGGCAAGUCAGAUGAAGAUCAUUAUGCAAUAUGGUGUUGGAUUAGAAGGUGUCGAUGUAAAUGCUGCUACAGAACACAAGAUUAAAGUUGCACGGAUACCUGGGAGUACAACAGGAAAUGCAGUCUCUUGUGCAGAAAUGGCAAUCUAUCUUACUCUGGGUGUCCUAAGGAAGCAAAAGGUGAUGGAUACUGCUGUGAAACGUAAGGACCUGGGCAUUCCAGUUGGAGAUACAAUAUUUGGAAAAUCAGUCCUUAUCUUGGGAUUUGGAGCCAUUGGAGUAGAAAUUGCCAAGAGGCUAAGACCCUUUGGAGUAAAAAUUCUUGCUACCAAACGAAAUUGGUCAUCUGAUACAUUGCCAUGUGAUAUAGAUGAAUUGGUCGAUAAGAAAGGUGGACCAGAAGAUAUGUAUGAAUUUGCUGGAGAGGCUGACAUAGUUAUAACAUGCUUGCUAUUGACAAAUGAAACAGUUGGAAUUGUGGAUCAUAAGUUCCUCUCUGCAAUGAAAAAGGGAUCAUAUCUGGUCAAUAUUGCUAGAGGACGUCUACUGGACUACGACGCUGUGUUUAAUCACCUGAAAUCAGGCCAUUUAGGUGGUUUGGGCAUUGAUGUUGCUUGGACGGAACCAUAUGAUCCAGAGGAUCCAAUUCUGAAGUUCUCAAAUGUUAUUAUAACCCCACAUAUUGCUGGAGUCACGGAAUACUCUUACAGGACGAUGGCAAAGGUUGUUGGUGGUGUUGCCCUGAAGCUUCAUUCAGGGGAGCCAAUCACUGAAGUGGAAUUUGUGAACUAAGCUCAGGAAAUGCGUGGCACAGAUGUGCCAUUAUUAUGGAUUGAUUCAAAAAGAUCAAAAAUAGGUUUGUUGUAGUGUCAAAAUUGCUUUGCCCCUAGGUGAAUAAUUGAUCAUUGAAUCGCCUAUCCUUGCAAGGAUAUAAUAAUAAGAUGUUGCUCUGUAAUUUGUUAUGGUACUGAUAAUUCAUCCACCAUGCCAUUUUGUUCUUA